AUGGACAGAGAAUUUCUUGCCUUCACUUCCAAAAAUAGUCCAUGGAUUACGAUCAAAGAAGAUGCUUCCAACAAAUCAAAAGACCCAGUUAGGAGUACAGGAAUGCAGUGGUCAUUCUCAAAUAAGGUUUCAAAUCUUCCUCAAUUCUUGUCCUUCAAGAACACUCAUGAAGAUAUGUCAAGAAACAUUGUUGGAGAUCCAAUAGGUUCUUCUGGAUAUAUGACUAUUUCCACUAAAGAUUCUUUUGAUGCACAAACAAUUUGCAAUCAAGAAUCAACAACAUUUUCAGUAUCAAACCAAUCUAAUAAUCAGAUAACUUCUGUUCUUCCUUCAAAUCUUGCUACAACUGGAAUCAACAUGGUUAAUUCGGUUAUAAAAUCGCAAUCUUUCGGUUCUAAAUCCUCUGCUGCUACACCUCUAUCUGUUCUUCCAUCAAUAGGUUCCAUUGUUGGAUCUACUGACUUAAGGAAUAGGAAUUGUUCCAAAUCCAAUGGUACUAUACCUGCUCAAUUGACAAUUUUUUAUGGAGGUUCUGUAUGUGUUUAUGAUGAUAUAUCUCCUGAGAAGGCUAAGGCUAUCAUGUUAUUAGCUGGAAAUGGCACUAAAAAGCAGCCAGAAAUCUCUAUACCUUCCAAAAAAGAUGGUUUCAUUAUAAGUCAAGCCUAUCCAUCACCAUUGCCAAGUCCUCUUCCAAAGACUUCUCAUGCAAGUUCUCAACAAAGGGGAGGUUCAAAUAGCAACAAUGAAAUCACAAUUCUAAGAUCUUUAGGACCUUUAAAUGUCCCAAAUAACUAUUUGGAAUCUUCUAUUGUUGCUCCUUCUAUAGUAUCUGCCCCUUCAGAAAUGAUUCAAUCAGUAUGUUUGCCUCAAGCGCGAAAAGCAUCAUUGACUCGGUUUUUGGAGAAACGAAAAGAAAGGGCAAUGAGCACAUCACCAUACUAUAUGAGCAAGAAAUCACAUGAAAGCAGCCCUCCUGGAUCAGAAAGUGCAAGUUUCUCCAUUGAUUUUUCUGGUUCAAGUUCUCAACCAGCUACAAACUUAAGAACAACAUGUAUGGAAGUUUAG
Molecule: messenger RNA, 1065 nt
Organism: Lathyrus sativus (Indian pea)
Lineage: Eukaryota; Viridiplantae; Streptophyta; Magnoliopsida; Fabales; Fabaceae
Source: the annotation of a GenBank genome assembly